Messenger RNA from Knipowitschia caucasica, 489 nucleotides. The record is from the annotation of a GenBank genome assembly. Lineage: Eukaryota; Metazoa; Chordata; Actinopteri; Gobiiformes; Gobiidae.
AUGCAGCUGCUACAGCUGUCACACCUGUAUGCAGCUGCUACAGCUGUCACACCUGUAUACAGCUCCUACAGCUGUCACACCUGUAUACAGCUCCUACAGCUGUCACACCUGUAUACAGCUCCUACAGCUGUCACACCUGUAUACAGCUGCCCCUCUGGGAUCUUCUCUGUCUCCAGUUUCAUGAGUGCUUUAAAAGAAGGUCGGGAGUCAGAGGGUUUGGAGGGGGGGCAGAGGUCGGAGGGUAUGGAGGGGGGCAGGGGCAGAGGUCAGAGGGUAUGGAGGGGGGGGCAGAGGGCUUGGGAGGGGGGGCAGAGGUCAGAGGGUAUGGAGGGGGGGCAGAGGGUUUGGGAUGGGGGGGGGCAGAGGGUUUGGGAGGGGGGGCAGAGGUCAGAGGGUAUGGAGGGGGGCAGAGGGUUUGGAGGGGGGGGCAGAGGUUUGGAGGGGGGGGGUUUGGAGGGGGGGCAGAGGGUUGGGGGGGGUAAGGGUUAG